Messenger RNA from Sorex fumeus (smoky shrew), 3177 nucleotides. It is a transcript of the gene CATSPERB, whose product is annotated as cation channel sperm associated auxiliary subunit beta. The transcript is spliced from 26 exons. Gene Ontology annotation, cellular component: CatSper complex; cilium. The coding region runs from base 1 to 3177 and encodes 1058 amino acids. The record is from RefSeq and is a predicted model, not a curated record. NCBI's taxonomy places the organism in Eukaryota, Metazoa, Chordata, Mammalia, Eulipotyphla, Soricidae.
AUGGGGGAUGGCUUUUAUGAGAAGAAAAUCCAGUGUAUUUUCCUCUCUGAGACUCCUGCUUCUUCAGUGUCAUCUCUAAACAUGUUCACAUCCGGAGGACUUGCUCCAAGCCUGAUCAUCACAAAUAGUACAUACACUGGCAUCUUCCACUUCAACUUAACUUUGUUUAGUGACCAGAUUUACUGGCUCAUUGAUAUUCCCAGGGAAAAUAUUACCCGAAAUACAGAUAUUGCUUCUGUAGAAGAAUGGUGGGUAAGAAUCAGUCUAAAAUAUGGAUUAGAUAUUUAUACUACUGAAGGAACACUAUUGGACACAGUUCGAGAGCCCAUUCUUCAGACUAAUGUUGGGGCUGAAAUGACACUCGAGGAAAUCACCGAAAUUUACUCCUCCGUCAAAGCACUCAAGGUGACAAAGAGCCCUUGUGCAAACGACGUCGCACUGAUUGGUUACAUUUUGAACUUGAACCACAGUGGCAUUUACGUGGGCCUCACCACUUCCGGAUUUUGGAAUUCUCAAGAGACCAAAUGGUAUAAUCUGACAGAUGCCAUCUAUAUUGGAUAUGAGCACGAGCAUCUGACACUGGUCGACAUGGUUUUGACAAAUAUGCACUUAAUUCUCCUCGCUUCUACUGGUCUUUUUGUAACUAAUCUUUAUCAACCAAUGUACCCAUGGUUAAAGUUUUCAAGGAUAGAAUUUUGCGGUUUUAAAUCGGCUGACUUUAUCAAAGGGAAAUUGUGGUAUACUGAAAGAUGUCUGGCUAACAGAGAGAAGUUUGAAGUGGAUUAUGUCAGCAUCACCUUUGACAGAAACAAGACCCUGAGUGAGUCAAGUUCUUGUUUCUAUAGUAGUGCACCAUUUCGCAAAUGGUUGCCCUGCUUACAUCAACUGACAACGAGGCAGAGAGUUUUAAGCCCCAAAGUCAUAAGCUUUCUUGUGGACGAAGAGAACAGAUGUGGGAUCUAUCUUCUACAUAAAGUGAAACAAACUUCUGCCACGGUGAACACCUUCAAAUACAACAGUCUAAGUAUAACAACUAAAUUUCCGACCUUCAUUUUCCCUCGAUCGUUCUCGAAGCCCCUAGGGAUGGUAUUUCAUCCACGAAGCCACUUUCUGUACGCUUACGGCAAUCAGAUAUGGCUUUCAAUGGAUGGUGGCAACACUUUUGAAUUAAUCGCUAGCUUUUAUUAUGAAUACAUCAAGGAAACUUCUCACAGUUUUUAUACUUCAGACAUUGUUUUUAUUUCCGAUCGUGGAAACAUUUAUAGGACAAAGGCAGGAUUAAGCAUAUAUGAGAAAUUUGGAAUUGUUCGUGAAAAAGCUUUUGCAUUGUAUUACGAUCACAUGGGGUUCUUACACAAAUUGACUCCGAAUAGAUAUCUGAUAGGUUUCAACAUGCUCUUCUCAUCUUCCUUUUGCCAGAAUCCCGAUCAGAGCUUCCAUACAGCACUCGCCCCACAGCUCCUGACCUUCCGUGAGAUCAUCUUCUUUGCCUAUGUGCCCCUGAAUGAGUCCCUGUGGAACGUACACAAAAGGAAGUUCUCUGGCAUUCACAAAGGCAAAGUUAUCAGCUACAGCAAAAUUGGAAGUGCUUACAUAAAAAAGAUACUUUAUCAUGACACUCCUGCCGGAUUUUUGUCUUCAGUUAUUGCAGAAAUUAUAGAACCUUUUGGAGUAGAAAAAGAAGAUGAGAGUUCUUGUUUAUAUAGUUCCCUUUCCAUUACGCCAACUAAUUAUCCCUUCUAUGUGCUUACUCUUACAUCACAAGAUCCCAAUGUUGUUUCUUUAUUUCAAAAAACGGAUGUAGAGAAGACAGUGGUGAUCGUUGGUUACAGCAGCUUCCUAAUCACAAAAAUUGUAAAUAAUACUAAUGCCUUAGCCCUGGCUACCAUGCCUUCAAUAGUACCCCGGAAUAUGACCUUUCGAAGUGACUCCUGGUUCCUAUAUGACUUCGGGCUACUCAACAGACGCAAAUGGUCUAUACAUUCAAAACGGUGCAAUUACUGGUUGCAGCCACUUGAUGAUUCGUUAACUCUCAGUCUCCAGAAAUAUAUUGACUUGGGGGAAUCUUACACUUUUAAAAUUAAGAUCAUACCUACUCUAAGAGAUCCUGAACACUUUGAAAGUCCACAGCUGAAAAUAAUUGCUGGAAACGCACAUUUGUUUCAUAUUCAGAGUAAACACUCUUUUGAUGACACUGAUAAUUAUAUGCUGGAAGUGACUGUGACAAGCAGAAGUUUAGAUCUAGGUUUCAUUUCCCUGGCAUUUGUCAUCUGGGAUGCCUCGACCAACUGUGUUGUGACAACCGUCAUCCCAACCUUGAAAAGCAGCUGCAGCUAUGUCAAGGCUAUGCACCACGUACCCUACAUACAUAUCCCCAAGGAAGACUGGAUUAAGGGCGUUCGCAAAGACAGUCAGGGUUUCAAUCUCAUCAAAACUCUGCCGGUGAACUACAGGCCUCCAUCUAACAUGGGAAUCGCUAUUCCACUCACGAAUAACUUUUACCAUGCGGAUCCCAGCAAGCCCAUCCCAAGAAAUCUAUUCCCCGAGUCAAGAAAACGGGGUCAGUUCAAGCAAUGUGCUGGGGCGUCCAAUCGAGAGCAGUGUCAUUGUACAGAUAAUGAUAAGUAUUCAUAUGCUGUUGCUGUCUCAGACUGCAGAGAAAAGGUUCCUCGGUUUAAAUUUCCGGUCACAAACUAUCCCAUUACUUUGGAAAUUCACGACGAGAAUGGCAAUAUCCCAGUAGCCAGGCCAUACCUGGUGACCGUGUCAGAAGUGAAUCAGAGAGGGAACUGGAAAUUAAAAUACAGUGUACCAAGUGAUAUCAAGAAACUGAAAGAAUACUCAGAAUUUCUUUUUCAAGUUCCUGUGUAUAACCCUGUAGGCCUCAACUUAAGUAUAGAGGGCUCGGAGCUUUUUCACUUCAGAGUGUCCGUCGUUGAAGGCAUCAGUUUUUGUGAGUUAACUGAAGAAUUUCAGAUCUAUGUGGACGAAGUUCCCUUGCCAUUCCCUGGACACACUCUGAUUGCCGUCGCUGCUGCCGUCCUGCUGGGGGGCCUAAUCAUUAUAGCAUUCAUGCUGCAAAUCUGCAACAUCCACCCCUGUGACUUAGUCCAGAAGUUGAUCCAAAAGCGUGGCAUCUACCAUCCCAAAUUUCAUGGCAAAAAUGCUCAUAAAUGA